Molecule: messenger RNA, 2451 nt
Organism: Macaca mulatta (Rhesus monkey)
Lineage: Eukaryota; Metazoa; Chordata; Mammalia; Primates; Cercopithecidae
Source: RefSeq, a predicted model, not a curated record
GACGCCCUGCAAAGUGGCCGGUGUGCUUAUCAUUACCGAGCUUCCGCGGGCCUGCAGAGCCUGGCUGACUCAGACUUCUCUCCGGAGCGGGAUGCGGCCUUACCGCGACCUCGCACUUCUCGCCGGCUUCCCGUGUUCCCGGGGCGGGGCUUGUAUGUUUUUACUUCCGGAUCCCACAGCUAUGACACCGGAAGCCGGAAGCGGGGCUUUCGACAGCGGAGAAGGAAAGGGCGACCGCGGAACUGGAACUUUCUCGGAGCGCCGGGGCCCUACCUGCGUUCACAGUCCGCCGCUCCCACCCUUCUCACGUCUGACCGACUCUGCUGACAGCCCCUGCCCUGUUGGAUGAGCAGGCACCUCUGGAAGAGCCAACUGUGUGAGAUGGUGCAGCCCAGUGGUGGCCCGGCAGCAGAUCAGGACGUGCUGGGUGAAGAGUCUCCUCUGGGGAAGCCAGCCAUGCUGCACCUGCCUUCAGAGCAGGGCACUCCUGAGACUCUCCAGCGCUGCCUGGAGGAGAAUCAAGAGCUCCGAGAUGCCAUCCGGCAGAGCAACCAGAUGCUGCGAGAGCGCUGCGAGGAGCUUCUGCAUUUCCAAGCCAGCCAGAGGGAGGAGAAGGAGUUCCUCAUGUGCAAAUUCCAAGAGGCCAGGAAACUGGUGGAGAGACUCAGCCUGGAGAAGCUCGACCUGAAGAGGCAGAAAGAGCAGGCUCUGCGGGAGGUAGAGCACCUGAAGAGAUGCCAGCAGCAGAUGGCUGAGGACAAGGCCUCUGUGAAAGCCCAGGUGACAUCCUUGCUCGGGGAGCUGCAGGAGAGCCAGAGUCGCCUGGAGGCUGCCACUAAGGAAUGCCAGACUCUGGAGGGUCGGGCCCGGGCGGCCAGCGAGCAGGCGCGGCAGCUGGAGAGUGAGCGUGAGGCACUGCAGCAGCAGCACAGCGUGCAGGUGGACCAGCUGCGCAUGCAGGGCCAGAGCGUGGAGGCCGCACUCCGCAUGGAGCGCCAGGCUGCCUCGGAGGAGAAGCGGAAGCUGGCCCAGUUGCAGGUGGCCUAUCACCAGCUCUUCCAAGAAUACGACAACCACAUCAAGAGCAGCCUGGUGGGCAGCGAGCGGAAGCGAGGAAUGCAGCUGGAAGAUCUCAAGCAGCAGCUCCAGCAGGCCGAGGAGGCCCUGGUGGCCAAACAGGAGGUGAUUGAUAAGCUGAAGGAGGAGGCCGAGCAGCACAAGAUUGUGAUGGAGACCGUUCCGGUGCUGAAGGCCCAGGCGGACAUCUACAAGGCGGACUUCCAGGCUGAGAGGCAGGCUCGGGAGAAGCUGGCCGAGAAGAAGGAGCUCUUGCAGGAGCAGCUGGAGCAGCUGCAGAGGGAGUACAGCAAACUGAAGGCCAGCUGUCAGGAGUCGGCCAGGAUCGAGGACAUGAGGAAGCGGCAUGUUGAGGUCUCCCAGGCCCCCUUGCCCCCCGCCCCCGCCUUCAAAGCAAUGCUAAUGCGUCGUAGCUGGCACCAAGACUGUGGACUGAAGUGCUCCUGCUGAAGGUAAAUUUGAGACAUGACCACAGCGUUUGUCAAGAGGACACUGCUGCCAACCAGUUUGAGUUGCCAUUGGCUACGAAUGGAGCAUCAGAAGGAACAAUGGCCCUUCCUGCCGGCUGCUCUGCCGGUCUUCCUUCCCGCCUCUCUUCCUCGAUCCUGUCCUUCUCCCCAUCUUCUUCCAAAAGCCCCUGGGAUUGGGGGCCCACUCAAGGCAAGUGUGGAGGGCGGCUGGGGACCAGUGUGAAGCAUGAUCCUCCACUGAGCGCAGCAGUGUCCUGCACAAGGAAGUUUUGUGGAGUAAGGAAGGGAGUCGGCGAGGGUGACAGUGUCCUGGGGAGGGGUCAGGGGUCCAAGAGAGGAACGUGUGCCAAGUUGGGUGGUGACCUGAUGGGCUCAGAUGAUUGAUUGGCUUUGCAGUAAAUAUAUGAAUGAUGUAGGGACCUGGCUUUCUCACCAUUUGGAAAAGGAGUUGCAGAUAUGAAAAGGGAGAAGGCUUGAAUGUGGGUUCGAUUUGGAGUUGUUGGUGUGAACUCAUUGAUCUAGUCUGAAUGUUUGUCCCCACCCAAAUCUCAUGUUAACUUGUAAUCCCCAGGGCUGGAGGUGGGGCCUGGUAGGGGGUGUUUGGGUCACGGGGGUGGAUCCCUCAGGAAUGGCUUAGUGCCGUCUUCGUGAUAGUGAGUUCUCGAGAGAUCUUGUCAUUUUAAAGUGGGUGGCAUUCCCCCCUUCCCCCCACACAUUCUCAUUCUCUCUCUCUCUCUCCCUCACUCGCUCCUGCUUUCGCCAUGAGAUACACAAGCUCUCGCUUUGCCUCCCACCACAAGUAGAAGCUUCCCGAGGCCUCUCUAGAAGCCGGGCAGAUGCCAGCACUAUGCUUCCUGCAGAGCCUGCAGAACCAAGAGCCCAGUAAAUCUCUUUUCUGUAUAAA